UUCAAUUACAAGAUGAUGCAGGAUUGAUGGAGGAAGCGGUUGAAUGCGGGAAUGUAGCGGAGAGAAUGCACAGAGGAGUGAUGCGGAUUAUGUUGGUCUAUUUGACUGGGAUUUUUGGUCGUGUGACAGAACGAUGAUCGGACGUGUGACGGGACGGGCCACUAGAUUGUUGAUAUUGGGACUACAGCCCUUUUUGGACAAUCUCUAAUUCAGGCGUUCUCUGUUUUCUUUCAUUAUCGGCCUAUUUGCGCAGUUGAUGAUUUUAUUAUACUGAAUUGGAUUGUUUUAGACUAUUGGCACAUGGAUAUUAUCAAAGAUUUUGUAAAUUAUUGUUAUUUUUCUUAUAAGGUGUGGACAAGGUAUAUGGUCGCGCCAGCAACGCGCUCGAUACGACAGCAUCCGUACACGGACAGAUCUUCAAAUCAAGGGAACUCCGCUGUAUUUGAAUAAAUAUGUCAACAUUAUUACAUUAUUGCAUUAUGGCUGCAACUAUCAAUUGUUUUGCAGCAUCAGCGUUUGAUCUUGGUGCUAUAAACAACAACUCUGCAGCAUUUCUAAUGAUGCCAACCCGAAAGGAGACGGUCGAGCGCGCAAAUUAAGUGUCCUAAAAUAUAAAGCCUAAAAUAACAUUUCAAAAUGGAUGCACUUUGUCCUCGCUGGAUGGUAUUUUUAUGGGCGAUUGUCGCCCUGUUUGUGGGUGUCAGCUUCGGCACCAACGAGGCUGAAGUUGAACCAAACACCUCUGGUCCACUGACUCUCCACUUCCCACUGCGGCAGGGCCCUCUCUCCGAAACCCAACCCCCGCACGUGGCCCCGCAACGCUCCUCGAGGGCAGCGCGAAGGCGCAGAGGGGUCAGGGGCAUCAAUUUCGUGGACAUGAUCGACAACCUCCGUGGGAAAUCUGGACAGGGCUACUACGUGGAGAUGGCAGUGGGUUCACCGCCACAGAAGUUGAAUAUUCUGGUGGACACAGGCAGCAGUAACUUUGCAGUCGGGGCAGCUGCUCACCCUUUCCUCUGCAGAUACUACCAUCGCUCACUGUCCAACUCCUACCGCGACCUUGGGCGCAGUGUCUACGUACCCUACACCCAGGGCCGCUGGGAGGGUGAGCUGGGCACUGACCUGGUGUCUGUGCCACACGGCCCCAACGCCUCGCUCCAUGCCAACAUCGCUGCCAUUACUCAGUCAGACCGCUUCUUCAUCAACGGAUCCAACUGGGAGGGCAUUCUGGGCCUGGCCUACGCCGAGAUUGCACGGCCUGAUGAGAUGCUGGAGCCUUUCUUUGACUCGCUGGUGCGGCAGACCCCCGUGCCUAACCUGUUCUCCCUGCAGAUGUGUGGUGCAGGGUUCACCCAGAACUACAGCCUGGGCAGUGCUACCGUGGGUGGCAGCAUGAUCAUCGGUGGAGUGGAUUCUUCUCUCUAUGUUGGGGACCUGUGGUACACCCCGAUCCGCCGGGAGUGGUAUUAUGAGGUCAUCAUUGUGCGCAUUGAGGUCAAUGGUCAGGAUCUCAACAUGGACUGCAAGGAGUACAACUAUGAUAAGAGCAUUGUGGACAGUGGCACCACUAACCUCCGGCUCCCUCGUAAAGUGUUCCAGGCAGCCGUGAAGGCCAUCGAGGCUGCCUCGUCUACAGAGCAGUUUCCCUCUGGGUUCUGGUUGGGGGAGCAGCUGGUGUGCUGGCAGGCUGGCACCACCCCGUGGCACAUCUUCCCUGUCAUCUCGCUCUACCUAAUGAGUGAGAACCGCAACCAGUCCUUCCGCAUCUCCAUUCUCCCACAGCAGUAUCUGAGGCCCGUGGAGGACGUGGCCUCGGCCCAGGAGGACUGCUAUAAGUUUGCCGUGUCCCAGUCCAGCACGGGCACCGUCAUGGGCGCCGUCAUCAUGGAGGGCUUCUAUGUGGUGUUCGACCGCCAGAGGAAACGCAUCGGAUUUGCCGUCAGCACCUGCCAUGUGCACGAUGAGUUCCGGACGGCCUCUGUCGAGGGGCCUUUCCACGGCGUGGAUCUGGAGGACUGCGGCUACAACAUCCCGCAGACGGACGAGUCCACCCUGAUGACAAUUGCCUACAUCAUGGCAAGCAUCUGUGCCCUCUUCAUGCUGCCACUGUGCCUCAUGCUGUGCCAGUGGCGCUUCUCCCGCUGUCUCCGCCCAUCUGGAGCUGGGGACUUCGCUGAUAAUAUCUCACUCCUCAAAUGAUAGAAAGGCAUGGAAAUACAGUACACAGGAGAGGCAAGCCUACCAGGAAUGGAGAUGGAGGCUUUUCUAAUGGUUAUUGAGGACGCAUCAGCCUCAAUGAGUAAUGCAGAAACAGAUUAUCAUGUAGGAUGGUGUUAGUUGUGGCUUGGGAGGGUAGCACAAUGACCAAACAAGCCCAUGGCCACUUACUUUGGAUUCAUCAAAGGUGGAUAUACCAGCAAGCUGGGUUAAAUGGCUUCCUGGACUCAGUGGACAACUUUAUUGAUAGAAGGGCAUGAUAUACAUAUACAGUAUUUAUAGAUGUGUGUGAGUGUUCGUGAUUGUAUAUGUAUGUAUGUAUGUAUGUAUGUAUGUAUGUAUGUAUGUAUGUAUGUAUGUAUGUAUGUAUGUAUGUA
Molecule: messenger RNA, 2594 nt
Organism: Oncorhynchus gorbuscha (pink salmon)
Lineage: Eukaryota; Metazoa; Chordata; Actinopteri; Salmoniformes; Salmonidae
Product: beta-secretase 1-like
Exons: 9
Coding region: 637-2199 (520 amino acids)
Biological process (GO): membrane protein ectodomain proteolysis; amyloid-beta metabolic process
Cellular component (GO): membrane; endosome; trans-Golgi network
Molecular function (GO): aspartic-type endopeptidase activity
Source: RefSeq, a predicted model, not a curated record